AUGAAUAACAGCGUGGUUGAUGUAUCUCCCUUCUUGCUCUUCGAAGCAACCGCAGAUUCCGAGACCGAUUGCCACAUUCCAGACACUCGGGAUGACGACGACGACAAUGAUGAUGCCGAGUCUUGCAGAGCUGGUUCGUGUGAGACUCCAUUUGCGACGACGAGUCGGGUAAGCGGGUCGGGUUUUGACUCGGCGACGGUCGAGGAAGAAGAAGGAGAAGAAGUUAAUAGUUACGGGAAGUGGGCGAGGAGAGAGAACCAGAAACUGGUCGUUGAUUUGUCGGCGUCGAAGGGCAAGGAGAGGGCGAGUGAGAUGGAGAGAAGUCGAUUGUUCUGGGAAGCUUGUUUGACUUCUUGA
Molecule: messenger RNA, 357 nt
Organism: Tarenaya hassleriana
Lineage: Eukaryota; Viridiplantae; Streptophyta; Magnoliopsida; Brassicales; Cleomaceae
Exons: 1
Coding region: 1-357 (118 amino acids)
Source: RefSeq, a predicted model, not a curated record